UUGUUACAGUGAUAACCUCCACGUGACUGUGUGAUCAAGAGGGCAUCAGGAUGGAGGCCCCUCUGGUGUGCCUGGAUGAGGAAUUCGAGGAUCUGCGGCCCUGCAAGAUGGAGGAGAUUGAAUUCGAGCAGCCUGCCUGCCGGCCUCACAAAAUCAUUCCUCUGGCCCCACUGUGCCGCGAAGAGUUCUCAGAGCUGGAGAACUUCUCUGAGAUGAUGAGCUUCAAGUCCAUGGAGGACCUCGUCAAUGAAUUUGACGAGAAGCUGAACGUGUGCUUCCACAAUUACAACACCAAGACAGAAGUUCUGGCACCUGUUCGCAACCAAUCGCACACCGAGGAGGACGAGGAGAGGCUUCAAGAUGAAGAUGUGUGGGAUGCUCUGACUGACAACUACAUCCCCUCCUCUGUGUCCAGCUGGGAUGACCCCACCUCAGAAACGCUGAAUGGCAACCUCUCAGAUCAGGAGGUAAACAUCUGCUCUGCUCUGAUAACCUCUCAUCAGGUGAUUGAGGAGAUUGUGGAGAUGAUGGAAAACUCACCAGAUCCUGGAGAGACAGAGGAAGAGGAGGAAGAUGAUAUCGCAGUGUCUUCCUCUAAAAGCAGCCCCUCUCUGUUGGAGGAGAUCCGCAUGCUGUCUCAGGCCUCCAACAACAACUGCUCCUAUGAAGGUCUGAGGCUGAUGCCAAGCUCGGCGCUGCUUGACAUCUUGUGCCGGAUGGAGGCGGCGAUACGAGAGUAUUCGGAGGAGCUGGUGGCCCAGCUGGCCCGGAGGGACGAGCUGGAGUUUGAGAAGGAGGUGAAGAACACCUUCAUCACAGCUCUGAUGGAGGUCCAAAACAGACAGAAGGAGCAAAGGGAGCUGAGCAAGCGCAGGCGUAAG
This is a messenger RNA of Sinocyclocheilus grahami, 881 nucleotides long. Its product is annotated as fasciculation and elongation protein zeta-1-like. The annotation marks the transcript as partial. The record is from RefSeq and is a predicted model, not a curated record. The transcript has 4 exons. Gene Ontology annotation, cellular component: axon; cytoplasm. NCBI's taxonomy places the organism in Eukaryota, Metazoa, Chordata, Actinopteri, Cypriniformes, Cyprinidae.